Messenger RNA from Blepharisma stoltei, 1074 nucleotides. The record is from the annotation of a GenBank genome assembly. NCBI's taxonomy places the organism in Eukaryota, Ciliophora, Heterotrichea, Heterotrichida, Blepharismidae.
AUGACUGAAAGUGUACCCACCAAAAGAAUUAUCGCACAAGAAGCUCAAGCUAAAAGAUUUAGAACAAGCUUAAACUCAUUCAAACAAAAUGUAGAUGCAAUAGAGACCAAAAUUAGCUUCCAAAAAAUUAAUUUUCUUGAGCUUUCUGAACACUCCCUUUUACAAAUUGUGCAAGAUACUAAAAACCUCAAAUCUGCUUUAAACUCUAUCAGUAGUGCCAAUUCAGAAUUUUUUGAGAGUGCAACAAAAUUUACUACAAAAUCAUUAGAUAGUUACAAAGAAUCUCUUCCUAUCAAUAAAUUAGCUGAAGAACUCCAAAAGAAAUAUGACGUUGAAUACUCUCAUAGGAUGAGUCUGCAAAAUAAAAUUAAUAAAAUUCAAAGCGAAAUCUAUGAAACUACCCAAAACUUUGAAAAAAUAAAAUCACAGACUGGUGAAAGAAAAGCCACACUCAGGGCUGAACUGAAAAGGCUAACUCCUCGUGAGUAAACAAAAAAGUUUUGCUCACUCAUAGAAGGGUAAAAUUUUUUCGAAAUCCCAUUUUUGUAAAAAUUGAGAGAGUAAAAAUUUAAUUUAAUUUUCAAAAUUUAUGUUUUAAAAUGUAGGCUGUUCAAAAUUCAACAGAAUUAACUAGAGAUUUCUUUAUACUAAUUAUUAAUUAUAUACCGAAAUAUUUUUUUCAUAAAAAAUUGUUUUGUUCGUUCUUUACCCAAAAAUGGGGAUUUUUCCAAUGGCUUUAUUCGCUCACAGAGGGGAGUAAGUAGAGAUAAAGAAAGUCAAGAAAAAGAGCUGAAACGAGAAAUUGAGACAGGGCAAAAAAUCAUUGAGUUUUACAAAACUCUGAGUGCAGUUGAGAUUUCAGAAGAAGGACAAGGCAAAUUCAAGGUAAAAGUAAGAUGGAUGCAAGAGGAAUUCUCCUUUCUAUUAAUUGAAGAAGAUGACACCUUUUGAUAUGAGCUGAUUGGCUGCACCGUCCACUACGAUAAGAUCCCUGAGCUUCUCAAAACUGAAAUAAACAUUGACAAAAAAGACGCCCCUAUCCUUCUUAAUCGGAUUUUAAACGUUUUGAACUAA